AUGGGUCACGUGACGGCGGCGCAGCGUUGCCUAGGCAGCGGCUGCGGGCGGAAAGAGGGAGGGGGCCGGUCCUCCGCCCUGGCCCGGCUGCCGGGCCACCCGGCCCCGACACAGACGCUAGCCACGAGCCGGAGCGGAGAACUGGAGCCAAGCGCGCUGAGGGCUAGCCAGCCAGGCCUGGUCCCCACCAUGAGUGCCGAGCUCAAUGUGCCCAUGGACCCCUCUGCCCCCGCCUGCCCUGAACCCGGCCACAAGGGCAUGGAUUACCGAGACUGGGUCCGACGCAGCUACCUGGAACUGGUCACAUCCAACCACCACUCGGUGCAGGCCCUGUCCUGGAGGAAGCUGUACCUGAGCAGGGCCAAGCUGAAGGCCUCCAGCCGGACCUCUGCCCUCCUGUCCGGCUUCGCCAUGGUGGCCAUGGUGGAGGUGCAGCUGGAGACCAAGUACCAGUACCCUCAGCCCCUGCUCAUCGCCUUCAGCGCCUGCACCACGGUGCUGGUAGCCGUGCACCUAUUUGCCCUGCUCAUCAGCACAUGCAUCCUGCCCAACGUGGAAGCCGUGAGCAACAUCCACAACCUCAACUCCAUCAGCGAGUCGCCGCACGAGCGCAUGCACCCGUACAUCGAGCUUGCCUGGGGCUUCUCUACCGUUCUGGGCAUCCUGCUUUUCCUGGCUGAGGUGGUCCUGCUCUGCUGGAUCAAGUUCCUCCCAGUGGAUGCCAAGGAUCAGCCAGGCUCGCAUAGCCACACGGGCUGGCAGGCCGCUCUGGUGUCCACCAUCAUCAUGGUACCUGUGGGUCUCAUCUUCGUGGUCUUUACUAUCCACUUCUACCGCUCCCUGGUGCGACAUAAGACAGAGCGCCACAACCGUGAGAUCGAGGAACUGCACAAGCUCAAGGUGCAGCUGGAUGGGCACGAGAGAAGCCUACAGGUGGUGUGAGGGACGGAGGCCUUUGUGGUUUGAUACCAGCCUGCACCGGAGAGCAACCCUCAGGCCACCACGCAGCCGGUAGGAGUAGCCAAGGGGGCUGCAUGAGAUCCGCCACGCAUCACAAGAGCCACAGUGGGGAUUGCUACACAGACUGCCCAGAUGCUGCUCCAAUAACUCCAUACUCCUGUCCUCGCAUGAAUCAGGGUCCGAAAGGAGUGAGAACAGCAUCCAUUUCAUCAUGGAGGCCAGAAGAAAAAACACAACCACGUGGCCCUGGGGACUUCCUGGUCCAAACAGAUCAGAGAGCACUGGAGAUCUCAGACAUCUGGACCUUGUGAUUGGCAGGGUAGGACGGCGAAUUCCCAAAGCCUGCUGUGAGGCUGGGCUCCAGUGGGAUAUCGCAGUGCUAGGGAGGUGGAGGAGGGUAGACCAGAUGUUCUCUGCUACAUGGUGAGUUUGAGGCUACCUGAAACAGUCAGACACAUGCACAUGCAUGCACAAGAGCAGACACAAACGUACAUAUGCACACACUCACACACACACACACACACACACACACACACAGAAUAGGCUGCUUGAGAGUGCAGAGGUGGGCCCAGGGCUAGCACAGGACAGCAUGGGUUGUGAUAAGAGACAGGGAUGUGGGGGUUGGGGAUUUAGCUCAGUGGUAGAGCGCUUGCCUAGCAAGCGCAAGGCCCUGGGUUCGGUCCCCAGCUCCAGAAAAAAAAAAAAAAAAGAGAGAGACAGGGAUGUGUUAACUGAUCUGUAGCUCAGGUUGGUUCCUUCCUCCCAACUCUGGAGAGGGUCACAGGGUGUUCAGGAUCCUGGGGCACACAGCAGCUCAACACGGGUGACGGAUACUGUUAUUGGAUCUGGGUUGCCUGGUCCUAGAGAGAUGGUGCAGUGUGGGAGGCCUGGCAUGAUUGAGGAGAAAUGUUCUAGAACCCCCCACCACAGGCUUGACGGAGGUCAGAGAUGGACACACACACACACACACACACACACACACACACACACACCAUGAAGCAGACUCUCCCACACAGAGGUGUCCAUCUCUUAGCUACAGACCUGAGCCAGCCACCCUUCCCCCCACCUAGACUGUGCCAACACAGGCAGGGGCACCAUCUCAGAGGCCAGCCAGCUCAGCUCCCUUCUGUCUGUAGCCCCCAGAUGUUGAGAGGAUAAACUGUGGAGACUUCCUGUUUUUGCAAAGUGGUUAGGCCUGUGGCUAGCCCUGUGGUUAGGCCUAUGGGCGUGGCAGGGAACAGCCCCAGCCUAAUGUAGGCAGGCCAUGGGCAGAGAAGGGGAGACCUCAACACCCCAUUGCUGGGCUCUCCAUGCAGGGCCCUGCCCCAUGCUUACACAGCUGUGCAUGAGUUUGGCAUUGUCACUACGGGCAUCUGGCCCAGCUGGUGUUGUCAUGCAUACCCUGCGGUACAGCAGCAGCUUGCGUGGGAGCCAACGCUCCCCCAUUUCUGCAGCAUUACCUAGGGGGGGCUGUGGUCUCUUACUCUGUAUAUAAAUGGCCGCUGGGCUCCCAUGAGCGCCAUUUCCAUUUCUUACAACAGCUUUUCUCUGGAGUCUGGAUUUGGUGCCCAUGGGAUCCUGGAGGGCCCCACCACCAUCCCGAGGUCUCUGGAAAUGGGACAUACUGCCAAGCCUAAACUUAACAUGAAGAGGGCCCUGGGGAGCCUUGUGGAGAUCUUCCUUGUAAGCUGUGACAUCAGUGGAGAACUGGGACAUGGUGUCUUGUGACUCCAGGGAAAACCCUCAGCCCCUGCAGACAUCUGUCUGAGACCCCUUGUAUAUCAGAUUUCUGUUUUCCUGGGGUCUUUUGGGAAGCCCAGCCUAGUUUGGUUUGUUUGUUUGGCAGAAGAAUGCUAGAAUCCUGGGUGGAUGAGAUGGCUUCAGUGGGUAAAGGCACUUGCCACCAAGCCUGGAGACCUGAGCUCCGCCCCCAUCCUCUGACCCACACCCAAGUAAAUAUAAUGAGAAAAAGAAUUGAUUAUCAGAAUCACCAUAAGAUGGUGUGCAGGCAGGGGGAAGGGAAGGUGACCUUUUGGAGUGAGCCGCUUCCCACUCGGGCACGCCCUGAAACGGCACUCAUAAAUCAAACAUGGCCGGGUGUGUCUGUCAUCUAAGCAUUCAGGAGGCAGGAGGAUCUAGAGUCCAAGUUCACAAUGAGUUCUAGCUUGGGCUGGACAGAUUUUGUAUCAAAAAAAAAGGGGGGCUGCAGAUGGCCCCAGUAGUUAGGAAUGCUUGCUGCUCUUGCAGAGGGCCAGAGUUCAUCUCCCAGCACCUACAUAGGGCAGCUUACGACUGCCUGUAAGUCAAGUCCUAGAGGAUCCAACACCCUCUUCUGGCCUCUGCAGGCACCCACACAGAUGUGCAUGUACAUAUACGACAUAAAAAGGGGAUUCUUGUUGGGCGUUGGGUCCAUUCCUUCUGCCUAUUUUCUGAGGCCAUUUGGUCCGGCACUUGGUGCAGUGUGUGACUCCCAUUAUCCCGUUAGUCUUCCUAGUGCCAAGCAUGGGACAACCAUCUGUGCAUGAACAUCUGCCCAUGUGGUGACUCACAGGCAGGAGUCACAGGGCCACCCCACAGCGCUGUCAGGAGUUGAAGGAUAAGCCCUUACCGUGAACAGUGGCAGAAGCCAGUAGGCUCAAGGCUGGAAGUUUGGUUUCUGGAGGCAUAACCUGAUUUUGAAUCCUGUUCUAACUGCGGCCACGUGGCUAGAACUACUGUGGGCCCCCUGGGGCCGGCACAGGCUUGCCCUAAUUUCAUCUAUCCAAGAUUCAGCCCUUCCUGGUGCUCAAGGGACCAGUGUCCUCAGACACACCAAGGCCCUUCCCAACAUGGCCUCCUUGUACCCUUGGCCACAAAGUCUCCAAAUUCAAGUGUUUCAACUUAAGAAACUGCAAAGGCAGACCAUGAUUGGUGUCUUGGUGUCUUUUGGGAAAGUCUACAGAAAAUAAACUACAGGAGCGCAGAGGACUCAAGAUUGUGCCACUAUUUAUUUCCGCAGUAAAUAAUUCCUUUCCUGUGUGUGGAUUUUUUUUUUUUUUUAGCAGUUGCCCUGGGUUGAGCUGAAUAAACUAAUACAGCUUUUAAAAC
Rattus norvegicus (Norway rat) is the source of this 4047-nucleotide messenger RNA. It is a transcript of the gene Orai2, whose product is annotated as ORAI calcium release-activated calcium modulator 2. Gene Ontology annotation, biological process: calcium ion transmembrane transport. NCBI's taxonomy places the organism in Eukaryota, Metazoa, Chordata, Mammalia, Rodentia, Muridae. Bases 1 to 942 code for a protein of 313 amino acids. Gene Ontology annotation, cellular component: membrane. The transcript is spliced from 3 exons. The record is from RefSeq and is marked validated.